Molecule: messenger RNA, 7134 nt
Organism: Candidozyma duobushaemuli
Lineage: Eukaryota; Fungi; Ascomycota; Pichiomycetes; Serinales; Metschnikowiaceae
Exons: 5
Coding region: 1-7134 (2377 amino acids)
Cellular component (GO): cell periphery; cell septum
Molecular function (GO): chitin synthase activity; protein binding
Source: RefSeq, a predicted model, not a curated record
AUGCUUCCCGGAGUGUUAUUAUGGGUGCUUUUAUUGGUCACAUUCGUUAGUGGCCAGGUUCACGUCUAUGUGGACGCCGGAACAAGAGAAUGUUUCACUCGAGAUCUUAGCACAGAAUCCGUGCUUCUUGGGUCCUACAGGAUUGAAAUUCUAGACGAACAAGGGAUUUAUAGUGUUCCGCGUGACAAAGCCAAUACUGGUGUAGUUGUCGAUGUGGAAGAGGUGUUUGCCUCGAAUAAUCGGGUGAUCCACCAAAGGGGUUCGUCCUCCGGCAAGUUUCUGUUCAGUCCUUUAGAACUGGGGACUCAUCGUAUUUGCUUAACCCCUAAGCUGUUUUACAAAAGAAAGUGGAAAGGAGCCGACCCCAUCGAGCUUGAAGAGUCCAGGUUCAAGCGUGCCAGGGUGACACUUGACUUCUUUAUCGGUGACGCAAAGAAUGUUCUUGCAAAAGAUCACACAGAAAUAGAGGAAUUGACCUCAAGAAUUGCAUCGUUGAUUGACAAAAUCACGUACAUAAAGCAAGAGCAGGGAUUCAUCAGAGCCAAAGAGGCCACCUUCAGAGAUUUGCUGGAAAAGGCUUGUGAGAGAGUAGUCUCCUGGCUGAUAUUACAGAUAGCAAUUGUUGGUGUGACUUUCCUUUACCAGUUGUGGACCUUACUACGUGCCAAGCGACUGACUUCUCUGGAAGCCCCAGUCUCGAAGGAUGUCCAGCACUUCGUCAAAUGGACUGAGACCAAGCAGAUUCUGAAGAUCAUGAAUUCUACCACCUUCAUAGAGAAGUUCGGCGCUCCACAGCUUAUACAGCUCUCCCAACACCAUAUAGCUGUCGGAACGGCGAAGGGUGUCAUAAUUGCUUUCAACUAUAGACAAGAAGCCGACUUCGUACUUAUUCCUCGGAAAAACGACCUAGACACACCGGCCCAGACGCAGAUGCCGCAGCUUAGUUGUAUAGCAUUCUCCUCAGAUGCGUUUCUCGUUGCCGCUGGUUACAAGAAUGGAUCAAUUGCUGUCUGGGACCUUGAAAAUGCGAUAUCGAAAUCGUCGUUCGACAUUAUCUACGCCGACGGGUUGAUACGGCCUAUAAGCAUGGAGGAUCGCUUUGGUCGUAACUCGCAAGGUCACUUAGAAAAUGUUCCAGUUAUAAAAAUUGAUUUUGUUGGUGACAAAGACCAACAGAUAGUGUCCUCCGACUUAUCUGGCUUGGUCUUUUUCCAUCGUGGGUUCAGAAGAUUUCUACGGAAGUACUACACAUCUCAAAAGAUUCUAGGGAAGAAUGAUACCAAUGCCGAGGACCCAUCCGCCAAAUUCGCAAUACAAGAUAGCCAAAUUCUUCCAAUAGGUACUUCUGAGCAGAUAACGGACACCCUAGGUUUAUUGGCGGUGAUCACAAAAAAUAUCAUGAUCAUCAAUUCCGUGCGUUCCCUAGAUAAUCCUGAAGUACCACAUCUGAUUAGUCAUUUCAAAUGCUCCAGACCAAAAUCUGUCGCUGGCGACGAACUGAAUGGUUGUUUGUCAUGGUAUCCUUGCAUCGAGGUGGAUAAGAAAAUUCAUAAUGCCAAACUAGCCUACGCGUGGUGCAACAUAAUUCUGAUAGUUGAGCUUGACAACGAAGCUAUUCCAGCAAACAUAAUGGUGGUUACACUCAAUUGGCUUAACUCAGAGAUCCUCACAGCUGUUACCCGCCAUGUUGAAAGCACAGAGACAAAACUCUAUUUUUUCUACUACACUGGGGUGGAUCAAGCCACUUUUACACAAGUAGGAGUGGACAAUCUCGACUCUCAGCAGGUUUCUACUCUUGACUUUGAGCUCAAAGACAAAAAGCAGAUGGUUAAUACAACGAGCUACAGUGGUAGCCUUAGGAUUCUCCGGCACCGCCUAGUGCUCUUAGUCAAUACUCAUUCGGUGUCACAAAGGUCAAUUCUUUCAGGAAGAUGCCUCAAAUGGGCCGAUAGACUCACUGAAUACCUUGCUCACGGGGAAUUCCAGGAAGCCCUUGGUAUGGCGUAUGCGUACUACGUAUCAGAUAAUUAUGGACAAUUGGUUCUUCAUGGACUUCCUCAUAACAGAAAAGAGCGGCAUUCUGUCGUUGAACCGAUUCUUAAACGAGUCAUGGAAGAGUCCAUCGUACCCCUCUUCAAUCCUGAAACCCCAUCAGUUAGAAAUGAAGCCAAUUUAAGGCUCUAUUUCACUCUAGCAUCUAUUUUGUCAAAAGGUGGUUUGAUCGACGAGUCCCUACUUCUGAUGUUGGAUCAUAUCUUUGAAAGGUUCGAGGACCUAGGGUUAUUCUUUGACGUUUUGGAGGAACAUAUAGUAUCCUCAGAAAUUAAGAACCUCUCACCUAUACUUUUCAAGGGCCUUAUUGAGCAAUAUGCCUCGAGUGAUAAGAGUGAACUUCUCGCGGAGCUCAUUUGUCUACUCGACAUGUCAACGUUGAAUAUUGAUUUGGCCCUCAAUCUUUGCAAGACUUUUCAUUUGAGAGAAUGUCGAAUCUACAUUUGGAACAAGAUGCUCAAGGACUACACAACUCCGUUGGUAUCUUUGAUAGAGGAGAUUGAGCUCGCUCAGAGCGAACAUGAUGAAUUGGUCAUUGUAUACACCUAUAUGUCUUAUGUCCUUACAGGACGCCAAUACCCGAGUGAUAGAAUACUCAACCAAGACAUCGAAGUUUAUGCUAGAAACUCCAUUUGCGACAUUCUUUUCAGUAUUGGGCCAUUCACAUGGCCUCCGAAGUCUGGAAAACACUUACUUGGACUCAAAUCCGAGCGAGUGUUUCCAUACUUGACCUUUUUUCUCGAGUUUGACACUUUUGAGACUUUGACUACUAUUAACGAGUUUUUCGAAAAUCCAGCCCUCAAUGAUGAAAUGAGCACCUUGAAUCGACAGUACAUUAUUGAAGCGCUUUUAGAUGUAUUCGAGGCAAGUGAAGAAUUGCAAAAUGGUCGAAAAUCGGUUCUUCAAGACACUGUUGAUGUGCUAUGCAAGAAUAGGGACGAGGAGCUCCACGAGGAUUGUGAGCUUGCUUUGGAGAGCUUGCUCUCGGUGUAUGAAGUUGAAAGCGACGCCCACCUUCUCGAACAAAUGAGGGCAGCCAAAUUUUAUGAUGUUCUUUUCAAGAUAUGCAAAGCUCAAGGCAAGUUCACGCAAGCGAUGGAAAUGUGGCUAGCCAAACAUCAGGAUAGUUCAUCGACUGACAUGCAAAAGAAUUUUGCUGUAUUGGCGGAUAUGCUUAAAAGCACAUUUCAAGUCGAUAGUCAAAAUACGACGGAGCAAUUUCAUUUGACUCGCUUCAUAGAAACUCAUCACGAAGAUUUAAUCAAUCUGAAUGCAGAUGAUAUGGUCGUUCUCUCGAAUACCUAUAGACCAUCCUUGCAUCUUUUGAUCCUCAAAUGUGAAAAUGAUACUAUUUCGUUGAAGUAUCUCGCUUCAUUUUUUGAGAGAUAUUCAAGCUCCGAAUUGAACGCAAUAGCAUUACCUUUACUAGUGAGGUACGUGGAACUUUUGAGCAUUCAUGACAGGAGGGGGGCAAAGAAUGUGAUCUCUAGAGAAGUGAAAAAGUUGAGUACCCAUGCCCUGGAGAAGAAUGAGAUAAAAAAAGUUCUUGAAGAUGCUGAACUAUUCGAGUCCAUGGCGAUUAUCCUUUUCAACGAUAAGGAAUACAGUGGGGCUGUGAGCGAGCUUUGGAGAGCCAUCGAGUUCUUGCUUAAGGAAGUGGAUACAUUCUCUGAAGAUGACUAUUCGAAAAUUGACUCAUAUCUCAACAGAAUCAUCUCUAUCAGCAAAGAGGCUAAACAAGAAAGUUUAUGGACUUCACUUGUUGGAAAGGCAGUAACAAUGAGCGACCUGACUGAAGAUCAGCGUUUGCACAAUAUCUUCAAUGACGCUAUCUUCAAGUGCUUCAGAGCAAUUGAGAAUAAUGAAGGGGUUACGAACCGCAAGUCUACAUUUGCAAUUGUAUUCAACCAAGUUCUCGAAGUGGCCAAGGUUGCAAACAUUAGGGAAACGCUCCAGGACAUUUUGACGUCUUAUUUUUUCGAGUCUGAGAUCCACACUAUCACUGUCGGGAAAGUCAACCAGCGAAUCUCGAAGUACAUGGAUACUAUCAAGCAAGAGGAGCUUCUAGGUUGGCUUGUCACCAAUAAACAUUGCACGAGCUGUGGGAAGGUGAUGUGGGGAGAAGAGAUCAACUACGACGACGACCUAUUCGGAGACGAAAAGGUCCCUCGAAGCCCUUACCAGCAGCAGCAAUUUCCGUCCCAUUCGAGAGUUGCAUCAAGCUCAAGAACCUUCUCCAGUGGAGAGAAUGAGAGCGAUGAUUUCUACGAAAAGCUCGGUGGAUCCUUGUACGGUGAGUCCAACGCCUCCACUGUCAAACAGCCUGGUGUUCGUUUCAGCGAACAUGUGGCCCGUAACUCUUACGUUGGCCUGAUGCAUAACGGUAGGAGCACGGUGGCCUCUCCCUUGAUGGCCCCCAGAGAAUCCUACAGAAUGACACAGUAUCCCCUGUUCGAAUACAAUACUCCAGAGUAUCCGCAAAGCACUUACAAUCGUUACAGUCUCAUGAACAUGGAUGAUAUGGCUAGCAUGCCCAACAGAAUGAGUAUGGGCUACCCGCAGAUGGCGAUGCCAAUUCAACCAGACGACUACAACUUGAACUUGCUUGAAGAAGCAGCUGACGACAUGGAUCCUUUUGGUGACGACGACUCAUUAUUUUCUGAAGCCGACCCUGACGAGUUGAGAAGAGGAAUGACUUUGAAGAGAACCCCUACUCAGGCCAGACCACACGAGGGUCAAGAGGAGGAGGAUUUCACCCCUCGUCUUAACUACACGAAGACUGUCAAGCGUGCUCGUUUGGUGGACGGUAACUUUGUCAUUGAUGCUCCAGUUCCCACGCUGUUGCUUAACACAUACACUCGUCCUUCUUUUGGUGAGAGUAACGAGACAUCGUUCGUUAGAUAUUCUGGUGUGACAUGUGGGCCUUCCAACUUUGUCAACUACAAGUACAAUCUCCGUCAAACGUUGUACUCCCCACCUAGAGAGACUGAGAUCAUGGUUUGCAUAACAAUGUACAACGAGGACGAGAUUUUGCUCGCCCGUACAUUGAAAGGUGUUUUUGAAAACAUCAGAAACUUGACCAAAAGAAAAGACCCCAAUUGGGGCGACGGCUCUUGGAAAAAGGUUGUUAUUUUGAUUGUCAACGACGGUCGUUUGCAGCUUCAUCAAAGAACUCAAAAGCUUCUCACAGCCCUUGGUGUCUUCCAGGAAGGUUACGCCAAAUCGAAGGUGAACGAGAGUCCUGUAAAGGCUCAUCUUUAUGAGUACACCUCUACUGUGGGAAUUGAGAGAGUUACAAACGAUAGAGUCUACCUUUCUCAGAACCUGACUCCCGUUCAGCUCGCUUUCUGCUUGAAGGAGAAGAAUGCGAAGAAAAUUAACUCCCAUCGUUGGUGUUUCCAGGCAUUCGCUCCAUUGCUCAACCCUAAAGUUGUCAUGCUUCUCGACUGUGGUACCACACCAUCGAAGGACGCCUUCUACCAUUUGUGGUCUGCUUUUAAGGAUCCCAAUGUCGUGGGUGCUUGUGGUGAGAUGAGGGUCGCCUUGGGCCAAAAUAAGAGACUCUUAUCUAAUCCUUUGGUCGCUGCUCAGAACUUCGAAUAUAAAAUUGCCAACGUUUUGGAUAAGCCCAUGGAGUCUGUAUUUGGAUUUAUCUCAGUGCUUCCAGGUGCGUUCUCGGCGUACAAGUGGGAAGCUUUGCUCAAUGUCGACGGACAGGGUCCGCUUGAGAAAUACUUCAAGGGUGAGUUUUUGCAUCAAAAUAAAGAGAUGGACGAAGAUGACGACGAGUUUGAGUUGAUGGAAAAGAACUUUCAAGAAUCAGGCAUUUUCACAUCCAAUAUGUACUUGGCCGAAGACAGAAUCUUGUGUUUCGAGCUCGUGGCUAAGAAGGGCCACAACUACGUUUUGCGUUAUGUGAGUGGUGCCAAGGCAGAAACCGAUGUUCCCGAGAAGAUGGAUGACUUUGUUUUACAGCGUCGUCGUUGGCUUAACGGUUCGUUGUUUGCCGCUGUCUAUUCUAUUGUCCAUUGGACCCAGAUUUGGAAAACCAAUCACAGUCUUUUGAGAAAACUCUGGCUUCAGCUUGAAUUCUACUACCAUUUGGUGACUGUCUUGGUGUCAUGGUUCUCAUUGUCUUGUUUCUUUUUGGUGUUCCGUAUUUUGACGAAAAACUUGGGAUCACCAGAAGUUGGAUUUACCUUUGGUUCUACACUUUCGACCAUCUUCCUAUGGAUCUACGUUGCAUGUCUCGUUUGUACGUUUGUGUUGGCGUUUGGUAACACACCUCGAGGGACCAAAAAAUUCUAUACAGUUAUUGCGGUGGUAUUUGCUGUUCUCAUGGCGUACAUGUUGUUUGCAGCCAUUUAUUUGGCUGUCAAUACGGUGAAAUUGAUCUUGAAAAAUGCAGAUGGAGACUUCAAGCCUACCAUGUUGUUCACAAAUCAAAAAUUCCGUGAUCUUGUGGUGUCCGUGCUUAGUACUUAUUUACUUUACGGAAUAGGCGCCGUGAUUCAUGGAGAGCCUUCGUUCAUGUUCACGUCAUUCUUGCAGUACCUUUUGAUAUCGCCAACGUACAUCAAUGUGUUGAACGUGUACUCGUUCUGUAACAUUCACGAUGUAUCUUGGGGUAACAGAGAUUCGCCACAAGCCAAGGAUUUGGGUACAGCGAAGAUUACUGAGGACAAGAACGGAGAAUUGAUCAUGACUGUCGUUCCUGCGUCUGACCAGGGCCUCGAAGAGAGCUACAUGAACACAGUUGACGACUUGAAGGUUCCGCCACCAACGGUUCCAGUUGUGAUGUCCAAGAAGCUGAAGGAGGACUCAUACUAUGCGUUCUUGCGUACCAUCACCGUGUUAGUGUGGAUGUUGACCAAUGCCAUUUUGGUUGCCAUUGUAUUGGCGGCGGUUGGUCCCAAGGACGAUACCUGGAGUGACUACAGAAACUCUACGAUCUUCUUGACGGUGAUCUUGUGGAUUGUGUGUGCGCUUGCCGGAUUCCGUCUCACGGGCAGUGUCAUUUACCUUUUACAGAAGGCAUUGAGACCACUUAAAUGGUGGGCACGCAAGAGGAACAGCGUUUGA